AUGCUCAGCAGCCAGUCUGGAAGUAGACGCUGGACGCAUUUUCACUCGGCGCUUAUCCUUGCCGUUCAGCGAUCAGCACACAAAUGGACGUUUGAGGACUUUGCGGAAUGCUUCCCUCUUUUUGUAGAGUCAGAUAGAAACGGCUCCUCUGCGACAUAUAAUAGUAUCUCGGAAUACAUAGAAACCCAGAAUUUGCGAGACCUGGAUAAACUAUUCACAGACUACAACGUCAAAGAAAAAAUCGACGUGCUUCAUAAAGUUGUUAUCGAGGCCAAAGAUAGGAAAGAAAAGGGUGACCUGGGGAAAGAUAUCUGGAAAGAAGAUCUCGAUCCAAGGGUUGCAGUGUGCGCCCGGACCGUGCCAGUCUUGAAAUCUGAAGCUGCAAGGCUUCGAAAGCUUAUCGCCGAGAUUGAGGAGGAGAAUCGCGAGUUGGAGGCGGAAUUGCAGGAAAAAGUGAAAGCGACUGAUGAUGCUAAUGAACAAGUGUUAAAAACCUUGGAUAAACUCGAUCUAAUUUUACAAGAGUGGAAAUCACUACCCCAAGAAGAAAUUGAAGCAUGGACCGCACAGACUGUCGAAUCCUUGAGCCCUAAACUACGCUCAUAA
Molecule: messenger RNA, 606 nt
Organism: Psilocybe cubensis
Lineage: Eukaryota; Fungi; Basidiomycota; Agaricomycetes; Agaricales; Agrocybaceae
Exons: 5
Coding region: 1-606 (201 amino acids)
Biological process (GO): chromosome segregation
Cellular component (GO): MIS12/MIND type complex
Source: RefSeq, a predicted model, not a curated record